AUGGCGUUCAACGGGAAGGCGCCGUAUGCGCCGGACUAUGCCUCAUACAACUGGAUCGGCGCGCCCUCCGACUUUAGUCUGGCCACCAACGAUCUAGGCGGUGAUUCUCGAACCGAAAAUGUCAACAAAUGGUUUCAAUCUGGCGACCAGGCCUACAUCAUCGUGGCCUCCGCCAUGGUCCUCGUCAUGGUCCCCGGCCUGGGGUUCUUGUACUCCGGUCUGGCCCGCCGGAAGUCUGCACUCAGCAUGAUCUGGGCCUGUAUGGCUUCCAUGUCGGUCGUCACGUUCCAAUGGUACUUCUGGGGCUACUCAUUAGCUUUCUCGCCGACCGCAACCAAUGGCUAUAUUGGCAACCUGCGCAAUUUCGGUCUGAUGAAGACCCUGGCAAACCCCAGUCCGGGCUCGCCGCUGAUUCCGGACCUGCUCUUUUCGUUUUAUGAGAUGCAAUUCUGCGCCGUCACCGCUGCCAUCAUCAUGGGCGCCGUUGCUGAGCGUGGUCGACUCCUUCCCGCCAUGAUUUUCGUCUUCCUCUGGGCAACAAUCGUCUACUGCCCGCUAGCCUGCUGGGCCUGGAAUCCCAACGGCUGGGCGUACAAGUAUGGUGUCAUGGACUACGCGGGCGGCGGGCCCGUCGAGAUCGGGUCCGGGUUCACGGCUCUGGCUUACUCCAUGGUGCUCGGUCGCCGGCAGGAGCGCAUGAUGCUCAACUUCCGGCCGCACAACGUCUCGCUCAUCCUCCUCGGCACGGUCUUUCUGUGGUUCGGCUGGCUCGGUUUCAACGGUGGCUCAGCUUUCGGUGCUAACAUUCGUGCGACAAUGGCUUCCUGGAAUACGAAUUUGACUGCCGCGUUCGGUGCCAUCACCUGGGUUCUGCUCGAUUGGCGCCUGGCUCGGAAGUGGUCGAUGGUCGGCUGGUGUUCGGGAACGAUCUCGGGAUUGGUGGCUGCCACUCCCGCUUCGGGAUUUAUCACUCCGUGGGCUAGUGUGAUCCUGGGGAUUGUGACUGGCAUUGUUUGCAAUUAUUCCACCAAGAUCAAAUACUGGAUCCGCAUCGACGACUCUAUGGAUGUGUUGGCUGAACACGGCGUCGCAGGAAUCAUCGGCCUCAUCUUCAAUGCUUUCUUCGGCGACAACGCCAUCAUCGGCCUCGACGGUGUCAACACCGGCACCACCGCCGGCGGCUGGGUCAUCCACAACUGGAAGCAGCUGUACGUGCAGGUUGCAUAUAUCGUCGCCACAUCGGCCUACUCCUUCGUCGUCUCCGCCAUUAUUGCCUACGCCAUCAACGCCAUCCCGGGCCUGAAUCUGCGCGCCUCCGAAGAAGCCGAGCUGCUCGGGAUGGACGAUGACCAGCUGGGCGAAUUCGCGUAUGACUACGUCGAGGUCCGUCGGGAUUAUCUUGCUUGGACACCGCAGAAGCACGAUCAGCGUGAAGACGGGCAUGAGAUUCCGGCUGCGCAGCGAUACGGCAUCGGCGAACACAGCGAGAUGAUGCUGGAGGGCCACGCGCCGAAUGGCGAUAUCAGCCAGAGCAGUCGUGGAGGCAGUGAGGGUGAUAUGGCCAUUCGGGAAAUGAAACUUGCGCCUGCGCCGCGCCAGGUCGCUGAGCAGCAUCCGCCUGAUACUGGCGAGGCGAUGGGUGGGACACCGGGCGUGUUGAGGCCCGUUGAUGAGAAGACGGAGAAUUAG
Messenger RNA from Penicillium lagena, 1689 nucleotides. Its product is annotated as ammonium transporter. The coding region runs from base 1 to 1689 and encodes 562 amino acids. The record is from RefSeq and is a predicted model, not a curated record. The transcript is spliced from 4 exons. NCBI's taxonomy places the organism in Eukaryota, Fungi, Ascomycota, Eurotiomycetes, Eurotiales, Aspergillaceae. Gene Ontology annotation, molecular function: ammonium channel activity. Gene Ontology annotation, cellular component: plasma membrane. Gene Ontology annotation, biological process: ammonium transmembrane transport.